Messenger RNA from Sceloporus undulatus (fence lizard), 662 nucleotides. RefSeq names its product single-pass membrane protein with aspartate rich tail 1 (gene SMDT1). Bases 86 to 373 code for a protein of 95 amino acids. Gene Ontology annotation, biological process: mitochondrial calcium ion homeostasis; calcium import into the mitochondrion. Lineage: Eukaryota; Metazoa; Chordata; Lepidosauria; Squamata; Phrynosomatidae. The transcript is spliced from 3 exons. Gene Ontology annotation, cellular component: uniplex complex; mitochondrial inner membrane. The record is from RefSeq and is a predicted model, not a curated record.
ACAAAGUCCCGCCUUUCGUGGCGACAGGCCGGCUGCGUCGCUAUAGUAUCCGGCACUGAGGGGAGGAGGACCUCUUUUGAACAGGAUGGCUGGGCGCUUGUGGGGAACGGCUGGGUCUUGGAUGGCGGCCACGGCGGGGGCCCUUGGGAGCCAGAGGCCCCCCUCAGCGACGGUUGGACCCUCACGAAGCAUAACCGUCACUCGGACCGGCGCCAUCUUGCCUAAACCUGUCAAAAUGCCCUUUGGUCUUCUUCGGGUGUUUGCAGUUGUAAUCCCCUUCCUCUAUGUUGGGACACAAAUCAGCAAAAACUUUGCAGCUUUGCUUGAAGAACAUGAUAUCUUUGUGCCAGAGGAUGAUGACGAUGACGAUUAAUAGUGUUGCAGUGUUCGAUUGCAAGAGAGAAACACAGAGAUGAAAUAUUCUUACAAGACCCCCUCUAGUUUGUAAAGAAGGUGUUUUAGAGCUGCUGGAUGUCCACCAUACUAGUGAAUGUUCUCUGCAUGUCUAAAUGAGGAUGACCUAGAUACGUGGGUAUGCAUAUAUGUUUGUUUGUUGAUUAAGCAACCAUUAUAUGCUGCAUCAUACAUCUUCUGCAAUUGUGUGAGGGUCUGUUUUAGAGUAUGGAAAAUGGUUUAGACUGCAAAUAAAUUAUAUACCAAUA